AUGGAUGUUUUUACUGUUCUUACACCACCUUCUUCACCCACUUGUGCUUUACAACACUAUGAAUGUGCAGUUUGUAAGAUCUUAUACAAAACUAAAUCUGGUUUAACGCGUCAUAAUACUAUUGUACGAAAAUACAACCUGCGACGUGAAGGAUUGUGCAGAUUGCCUUCUGAAGUGAUAACUGAGUUUAAAGCAUAUCUUGUUCAUGUUAUUCAAAGCAAACUUAAAGGACAUUUUUCUCGAUCGGGUAGACAAGCUAUUUCCUUUCCUUGUUUGGAAAGUUUGUUUUUUGGAGUUUUUGAAGGUUAUAUUCAUUAUUAUAACUAUCGUUCUGGUAAUUAUAAGUGCCUUUUCCAAGGUCUUGAUGCAUACACACAAAUAGCUAAUUUACUUGGCAACUCAAAUUGGGGGCGCAAAUUUUUUGAUAAUGACCAACAAACCUUUGUUGUGUUAUUUGAUGCAAGGGCUGAGGUAGAAGCUAACCAGGAAACUAUAUUUGAUCAAAAUGGAAGGCGUAUUCCAAAAAAUCGAUUAAAAAAAUUUAAUUUACCAAAAUUAACAGUUGAAUGGAAGUACAAAAAAAGUAAAAAAGAUGCAAAGGACAAUAUAACUUCAGCAGGAUAUAUUCAUUUAAAUUUUCAUGUUCAACAAGUUUAA
Messenger RNA from Entrophospora candida, 657 nucleotides. Lineage: Eukaryota; Fungi; Glomeromycota; Glomeromycetes; Entrophosporales; Entrophosporaceae. The record is from the annotation of a GenBank genome assembly.